AUGACAACAAACCAUGGCUCGUUUACUCACCGUCGAAGAGUGGUCUUUUUUUGUGUACCUUGUGUUUUAUUUGCCAAAGCAGCUGGUAAUAAUUACUGGGGUUCUUUUGUUCUUUCUCCAUGUCAACAAUAUGGUAAGUUAUUAGGCGCCGAUGGACAAAUAACUAGACACAAGUUAAAAAAUUAUCACAAUGAUAGCAUCUUAGAUGCUGAGCGAUUUAUUUCUGUAUAUGAAAACAAGUGCGACAGCGUCGAUGAUUUAUUAGUGAACAAACAGAAGCAAGAAAAAAUUGAAAAUCGAAAACGUUUAGUACCUAUUAUUAAAACAAUUAUACUCUGUGGUCAGAACAAUAUUCCACUACGAGGACACAGAGAUGAUGGUAAUUUAAAUGUCGAUUCUAUUGUUAGUGGUGAAGGUAAUUUUCGUUCAUUACUUCGCUAUCGAAUUGAUGCUGGUGAUUCAAUGUUAGCUAACCAUCUAUCAACAGCUGGCAAAACUGCCACAUACAUCUCAAAGACAAUACAAAACGAAUUAAUCGAAAUUUGCGGUGACUUAAUUCGAGAACAAAUACUUGCUGAAGUAAAGCAUGCCACAUUCUUCACUGUAAUCGGCGAUGAAACUACUGAUGUUAACACUAUCGAACAAUUUACAUUUUGUCUUCGUUACGUAUUUGAAAAUAAAGUUCAUGAAAAAUUUAUUAGCUUUUUACCAGCUGAAGAUCGAACUGGUGAAGGUUUAGCCCGGUUGAUUCUUGAUGAAAUAAAAAAUCUUGGUCUUAAUGCGAAUUUCAUGGUAAGUCAGGCGUAUGAUGGAUGUUCCGCAAUGUCUGGAAAAUUUAAUGGAUGUCAUGCAUAUAUUCAAAAAUUAUUUCCAACAGCACUUUAUCUUCAGUGUGCAUCACAUAGUCUUAACUUGGCAAUAUCAGACUCGUGUUUUAUUAUUAUUAUUCAAAAUUGCAUUGGUUCUAUAAAGGAAAUCUACAAUUAUUUCAAUUCAUCAUCGAAACGAACAUUAUAUCUCAAACAGAUAAUAAACAAUUCAAAUAAAAAAAAAUUAGCAAGUGUUUGUGAUACAAGAUGGGUGGAAAGGCAUGAUGCUGUGAUUACAUUUCGACAAUUGUACCCGUUCAUUAUGACUUGUUUUGAAAAAAUUAUCGAAGAAGAAACAGGUAAAAAUCAAACAUUAGCAUUUAACUAUUUAAAAAAUAUUCAAAGUUCUUGUUUUAUUAUUUCAUUAUGCAUAUUAAAAAAAUGUUUAUCUAUGACUUUGCCUAUUGCUGCUGGAUUACAAGCACCAGACAAUGACAUUAUGGAUUGCAAGCGUUUAGUAGACGACGUCUUGUUCAUGUUCAAACAAAUGAGAAAUGAAAAAUUGAAUGAAGAAUAUGGUGAAAUACUUUCUGAAGUCAAACAAUUGUGUGAACUAUCAGGUAGGAGAACUGUUCUCAUGAAACCAUCAAACGUUCAAGGAAUAAAACAGUAUAUAUAA
Molecule: messenger RNA, 1488 nt
Organism: Rotaria sp. Silwood2
Lineage: Eukaryota; Metazoa; Rotifera; Eurotatoria; Philodinida; Philodinidae
Source: the annotation of a GenBank genome assembly